Messenger RNA from Plasmodium vivax (malaria parasite P. vivax), 1413 nucleotides. RefSeq names its product 3-demethylubiquinone-9 3-methyltransferase, putative. The record is from RefSeq and is a predicted model, not a curated record. The transcript has 2 exons. The coding region runs from base 202 to 1413 and encodes 403 amino acids. Lineage: Eukaryota; Apicomplexa; Aconoidasida; Haemosporida; Plasmodiidae.
UGUGUGGUAGAGCGGUAGGUGCUUGCACGUGGGUCGAAAAAUAACUUACGUGCUUUUUCAUUUGGUCCGCUUGGGAACCUUACAUUGGAUUACACAGAGGAGGAAAGGCAAAAUAGGCAGGCGGAGUGAACGAAGCGGUGGAGCAAAGGAAGCGGCGGAGCAAGGAAGACAGUGGAGCUUUCGCCCCCUCGUGUGCCGCACAUGCAGCACAUGCAGCACAUGCAGCACCUACUGGAGGGGCUUAAACCCAGCGGGGGGAACCCCGCACUUGUGGGCAGGCCCUUUCUGCGCAGGCAGCGCAGGCACAAAACCUUCGACGAGAGAGAACGGGCCUUCUUCGACCAAAUGCACAGCGAGUGGUGGAAUGAUCACCAGAAGGCCAAGCCAACAUGGUGCGACGUACUUCACAAAGUCGCAGGGGCAAACACCUACAGCCUGCACGACUACAACAGGCACAGGUUCCACUUCAUCAGCAGGAAUUAUGCGUUCCUCUUUUACGAGAAGAUGAAGGAGGGGGGGCAGCAGGGCAGGCAGAAGGAAGGGAAAAGGAAAGGAGAAGAGAAAGAAAGCAAAGGAGAAACGAAAGAAAACAAAGGAGAACACCCAAACGACAUCACCAUAAACGUCCUCGACGUGGGCUGCGGCGGAGGCAUCCUGUGCGAGUACAUGCGGAGGAACUUCCCCUAUUUUUGUCUCCAAAGUGAUGUAGUAGGACGAGGCGCAGGGUGCGGUGAUGUGCCUGGGAGGAAGGUGCAAAUUAACAUCGACGGGAUUGACGUGUCUAGUAAGCUCAUAGACGUGGCGCGCAGGAGGCAGCAGGCCGAGGGGGCACAGUACACAGGGGUAGCCCCUCUACACACCAGCAACGGAAAAGGAGACAUACCCCCCCGACCAUCCCGCCUGGAAGAAGGACCCUACUGGGGGGAGAACCAAAGGGAGAACACCCCAUGGAGCAACUUAAAUGUGCAGAUAAACCAAAGCUACUAUAACUGCGAUGUAAGUGACUUCACAAAAUGGAGCAACCGGGAGGGGAAAAGAAAAUAUAACAUCGUGGUGUCGUCCGAAGUGAUUGAGCAUGUGCCCAAUGGAAAAAAGGAGGAGCACAUAAGGUGCAUCAGUCAGUUAUGCUCCCCCGAGGCUCUGGUCGUUUUUACAACGAUUGGCAAAAAUUUUCUUUCCUAUUUGUACUCUAUCAUUCUAGCUGAGUACGUCACUGGGAUGGUGAAAAAGGGCACACACAACUACGAGCAGUUUAUCGGAUCGGACCAGCUGACCCAGCUGUGCGCCCUUUUUGAUUUGCAGAACUUGAGCACGGAGCACGCGGUGUACGUCCCCUUUCUGCGCGACUACUUCCCCACGCGCUGGCUGAGGUUGCUUUAUCUGUCCGCCUUCGUUUACCGGGGGGGCGGUUAG